CCCCGCCCCUGCCGGCCGUCAGUCGGGCGGGCGGAGCGGCGCGGAGCGGAGCGAGGAGCCUCAGCGCGGCCGGGGAAGCGGGAUGGAAGCGCCACCCGCUCCCCCCGCCGUCCCGCCGGCUCCCUGCAGCGCGGCGCGCAGCCUGCAGGAUGAAUUGACGUGCCCGGUGUGCCUGGAGUACUUCAACGACCCGGUGCUGGUGGCCGAGUGCGGGCAUAACUUCUGCCGCGCCUGCGUGACCCAGUGCUGGGAGGACUCGGCGCGGCGGCUCUGCUGCCCGCAGUGCCGGGAGCCGGUGCCGCAACGGCUUUUCCGCCCCAACCGUUCUCUCGGGAACAUCGUCCACAUCGUCCGUCAGCUGGGCUUGCCGCCGGGCCCCGCUGAACCGCCGCCGGGGCCUCCCGCCCCGGCUCCGCCUCUGCCCGCCGCCGCUCCUCCCGGCCCGCCGGGGCCGCCGCGCUGCCCCCGCCACGGCGAACCUUUGCGGCUCUACUGCGUGCAGGAUCGCCGCGCCGUCUGCGUCGUCUGCCACCUUUCCCGGGAGCACCGUACCCACACCGUGCUGCCCGCCGAGGAGGCGGCCCACGCCGCAGAGGAGGUGCCACAGGAGCAUUUGAGCUCCCUGAGGAAAGGACGCGAAGAAGCCAAGGCUGAGAGGGAGAGACAGAGCGAAGACUUGCUGAAGCAGACAGAAGUGGAGAGGCAGAAGAUUGUGGCCGAGUGCAAGGAGCUCCGGGGCUUCCUGGAGGAGAAGGAGCAGCUCCUCCUGUCCCGUCUGGAGGAACUAGACAGAGACAUCGUCAAGAGGAGAGAUGAGAGCGUCUCCCGGCUCUCCGAGGAGAUUGCCCAGCUCGAUAAGCUGCUGGGCGAGCAAGGAGGAGAGAACGGCCCAGGAAACCAGUCUGGGCAGGGUGUUGCCCCAGCUGGAAGCAGCUUUGAGAGCUGGAUGUUUUGCAAGCCGGAGGCCGGCUUCACGGAGCUGGAGAAGAAACUCAAGAGCUUCUCCCAGAAGAGCGCAGUGCUGAAGGAGGUCUUGCUGGAGUUCAAGGAGAACCUCCGGUUCGAGCUGGAGAAUGACACAGGUGAUCUCUCUCUGGACCCAGACACUGCCAACCCUUACCUGGUGUUGUCAGAGGACAAGAGGAGCGUGCGGCUCAGGAGUGCUCCCCAGGAGCUGCCGGCGAACCCCAAAAGAUUCGAUUAUUCCUUUUGCGUGUUGGCGGCAGAGGGUUUCGUAGCUGGGAGGCAUUACUGGGAGGUGGAGGUGGGAGAUGGAGAGAGCUGGGUCCUGGGGGCGGCCCGCGAGUCGGUGCGGAGGAAGGAGAAAAUCGACUUUGCGCCGGAGGAGGGGAUCUGGGCGGUGGGAUUGAACUGGAAGGGAAAGAAUUGGGAUCAGUAUCAGGCUUUCACCUCCCCGGAGACGCCCCUGUCCCUGUGCGAGAGGCCCAGGAAGAUCGGGGUGUACCUGGACUACGAAGGUGGGUGGGUGGCGUUCUACAACGCCGAUAACAUGGCUCCCAUCUUCACCUUCACGGCCGCUUUCACCGAGAAGAUCUUUCCUUUCUUCUGGCUCUUCUAUGUGGGCUCCUCGCUCUCCCUUUGCAAUUGACCCCGUUUCUUUAACCCUCCCCAAGGUGACCUGCAAGUAGUGCCCCAUCCCCUCACCCUGUCCCCCCGCCGCCCCUUGCUUUCAGACAAAAGGACCCCGAAAC
Molecule: messenger RNA, 1712 nt
Organism: Chroicocephalus ridibundus (black-headed gull)
Lineage: Eukaryota; Metazoa; Chordata; Aves; Charadriiformes; Laridae
Product: E3 ubiquitin-protein ligase TRIM7-like
Exons: 7
Coding region: 83-1609 (508 amino acids)
Biological process (GO): protein ubiquitination
Cellular component (GO): cytoplasm
Molecular function (GO): zinc ion binding; ubiquitin protein ligase activity; protein binding
Source: RefSeq, a predicted model, not a curated record